This is a messenger RNA of Gekko japonicus, 835 nucleotides long. Its product is annotated as bcl-2-associated transcription factor 1-like. The annotation marks the transcript as partial. Gene Ontology annotation, biological process: positive regulation of transcription by RNA polymerase II. NCBI's taxonomy places the organism in Eukaryota, Metazoa, Chordata, Lepidosauria, Squamata, Gekkonidae. The transcript is spliced from 2 exons. Gene Ontology annotation, molecular function: transcription coregulator activity; DNA binding. The record is from RefSeq and is a predicted model, not a curated record. Gene Ontology annotation, cellular component: mediator complex.
ACAGAUGAAGAAUCUAGAGUGUACCUGCUUGAUAGAGGUAAUACUAGGGAGAAAGAUACCCCAAAGGAGAGAGGAUCAGAAAAGGGCAGGACAGAGGGAGAAAGAGAAUGGGAGGAUCAGGAAGCAUUGGAAUACUAUAUGGAUAAAGAGUCUGGGAAACAAAAAUUUAAUGAUUCUGAAGGGGAGGACACGGAGGAGACAGAAGAUUAUAGACAGUUCAGAAAGUCUGUUCUGGCAGAUCAGGGUAAGAGCUUUGCUGCAUCUCACCGGAAUACUGAGGAGGACAGCUCUAAGUACAAAUCUAAAAUCUCUAUGAAGACAAAUAGAGAGAGUGAAGGUUUUAGAGAAGAUAAAAAUUAUAAACUUAAAGAGACAACUAAUUAUGUAGUAGAGAGGCCUAGUUCACUAAAAGAUAAGCACAAGGAAGAAGAGAAAAUAUCUGAGAGAAUGAUGAAGAAAGAAACCCAGUCACCUGAGCAGGUAAAGUCUGAGAAGCUCAAAGAACUCUUUGAUUAUAGUCCCCCUCUGCACAAGAAUUUGGAUGCAAGAGAAAAAUCUACGUUCAGGGAGGAGAGCCCACUUAGGAUCAAAAUGAUAGCCAGUGACUCCCAUCGACCUGAAGUGAAACUUAAAAUGGCCCCAGUGCCACUUGAUGAUUCAAACAGACCUGCAUCGUUGACUAAAGACAGGCUGCUUGCUAGUACACUUGUCCAUUCGGUCAAGAAGGAGCAAGAGUUCCGAUCCAUCUUUGACCACAUUAAGCUACCACAAGCCAGCAAAAGCACAUCAGAGUCAUUUAUUCAGCACAUUGUGUCCUUAGUCCACCAUGUCAAAG